Impatiens glandulifera is the source of this 2016-nucleotide messenger RNA. RefSeq names its product probable apyrase 7. Gene Ontology annotation, biological process: nucleoside diphosphate catabolic process. Gene Ontology annotation, cellular component: membrane. The coding region runs from base 256 to 1911 and encodes 551 amino acids. Gene Ontology annotation, molecular function: nucleoside diphosphate phosphatase activity. The record is from RefSeq and is a predicted model, not a curated record. The transcript has 2 exons. NCBI's taxonomy places the organism in Eukaryota, Viridiplantae, Streptophyta, Magnoliopsida, Ericales, Balsaminaceae.
UACUUGAGAAACCAUUAAGAUACUCAAACUCGUUGAUCUCACUUGCACCUUGUUAUCUCGAUCAAGAUUCAAUCUUCUAUCAUUCAAGAGUAGCAGAAAUAAGAUUUUCUUAGAUUCUUCAUCGUUGAAUACGUUUAACUCGAUCAUAUGUUUCUGUUUCCGAUCAGACCAGUUCUCCAUUGAAGACAGGUUAUCAGAUUUUACGCAGUUGGCAUUUCUUACAUUCAUUUCUAGAUCCAUGCCCGUAAUUUCACUAUGGAACCAAAAUCACCUUCAAAGAGUAAGUCUCCAGAAUUAGGGUUUAACUAUAAUAAUAGAAUAUGGAGAAUUAGCACAAUCUUGUUCAUAUGUAUGUUCUUACUUGUUGCUGGUAUCUGUGUUGUUUUAAAACCACGGAAAACUCCUCUUGUUCGGAACAGAUCAUAUUUCACCAUUGUAAUUGACUGCGGCAGUACAGGUUCACGGGUAAAUGUUUAUAAAUGGAUAGUAAAAUCUAACCCAAGUGAUGGUGGUUUGCCUGUUCUGCUCCAUUCUUAUCCUGAUAAUUCAACUAGUGAUAGAAUGAAAGGUAGAUGUUGGUAUCAUUGCUUGCAGACUGAACCUGGGUUGGAUAAAUGGAUAGGAAAUUCUUCAGGUGUUAGAGCAUCUCUAGAACCACUUAUCCUAUGGGCAAAACAGCUUAUACCUCCCCAUAUGCAUGAAGAAACUCCUAUAUUCGUACUAGCUACAGCCGGGUUAAGAAGGUUACCUAGAAAAGAUUCUAGGUCUGUUAUGGCGAAUGUUGAAGCUCUUCUAAAAGAACAUCGGUUUAUUUAUCACAAAAAAUGGAUUAGAGUAUUGACAGGGAAGGAGGAAGCAUACUAUGGUUGGAUUGCCCUAAACUUUAAGAUGGGAACCUUCCAUUACUCCUCAAGAUCACAACGCACCUUGGGCCUACUUGAUUUAGGAGGUUCUUCACUGCAGGUUGUGACAGAGAUUGAUCGGCCAAAAAGAGACAAAUACUAUCUAAGAUCAAGUAUUGGCCCUUUUGAACAUCACUUGUUGGCUUUUUCGUUACCUGCAUUUGGUUUGAAUGAGGCGUUUGAUAGAACUGUUUUUAUGCUUAGUCAUUCUGAGUCACUCAGAGAAGGUACCACAAGUACCUUUGAAAUUGGCCAUCCUUGUCUUAGCCCCGGUUUUGUGCAAAAUUACACAUGUAAAGGAUGCUUUAGUGAGAGUUAUGCUGAUCAAGAUGUACUUUUAAGAAGCGAUUCUAAUUGGAAGCAGUGCAGAAUACUUGCAAGAGCUGCCGCUGUUAAUUCAAGCAGUUCUUAUUGGUCAUCCAUAAAAGAAGGUCCCAAUGGCAAAGUCAUAUGUGCUUCUAAAAAAGGCAGCAUGAUGCAAAAAUUUAAUAAAUUAACUCACCCAGUUGCCCGAUUUCACGCUUUAUCUGGAUUCUAUGCUGUUUACAAGUUACUGAACUUGAGUUCAAGAGCAAAUUUGUCAAAGAUAUGGGAGAAACACCAGCAUCUAUGUUCAAAACCUUCGCUCAAUUUAAAUAGCAUCAGCAGUAACCCAAGAUUUGCUGCCCAAUUUUGUUUUAAGGUUUCUUACAUGGCGUCACUCAUCGAGGAUGGUCUAUGUCUCGGUAAAGAGGAGAUUAUUUUUGGUCCUGGAGAUAUUUCAUGGACCUUGGGAGCUGCAUUAGUAGAAGGACAAUUUUUAUGGAACGGCUCUACAACCGCUUGGACCCAUGUCUUGGCUUUGAAGAAAUUUGUGGUAAUUUGGUCUCCUUUAUUACUAUUCAUUUUGCUUGCUUUUCUAUUGUAUUUGGUAUAUAGGAGUCAAAUAAAACUUCCAAUGCUGAGUAGGAAGAUUACUUCUGUUGGUGUCAUGCCAUCUUACAUGUAUCCUAAGCGUCGUCCUAAUUGAUUGCAAACCACAAACAUGUGAAAUAUAGAUUAUAGGGAUUGUAAUUUUCUUAUGCAAAUCAAAAUUCAUUAUUCUUUCAAAUUGAAAUUCCGAAGUGCAUGUCUA